CUCUGCCUCUGACGUGUUUUUGUGCCGCCGCCGCUGCUCCGGAAUUGAGUAGUUCCUGCUGCUGGAAUCCAAGCGAGGGGACAGCCUGCUGCCUGUGCAGGGGCCUGGGGGAUAUCUGCAAUGUCCAAGACGAAAGGCCGCGGGAAGAAGAGUGGUCAGCACCAGGCUGUGAUUAGCAAGUUCUUCCGCCCUGUAGUCAGCAAAGAUCAGGCCAAAGGACAGGGGCAAGACAACGCAGCAACAAUCUCCCUCACCUCAGAUGCAGCAGGGCAGCAGGUUGGGUGUUGCCAGAGACCAGUCUGCAGUCAGGAAAAGCAAACACAAGUUGGUCAAGAUGAACCAAAGUCAAAACGAAAGAGACUGGCAAGUGAGGAAGAGAAUGGAAGUGGCGAAAUAGUUGAAAAGGACCAUGAUCAGCCAACAGCACGUAUCCAUGCCAUUGUAUCUUCAUCUACCAUGGAUAGACUAAAGGGAUUUUCAAUUGAUAGUCAGCAAGAACCAUCAGUUACUAAAGGCCCGGGUGUGGAUAUCCAAUUCAAAAGAUUCAAAGAUGCAGAAAAUUGUGAUCUAAACUCUGACAAUAUUUGCACAGAACUGGAUGACCUUGUUCAUCCCAAAGAUGCAGACAGAGACGGAUUGUAUAAGUGUCGCUCUCGAGAAGUUCUAGGUCUGGAUUUGCGACAAUGUUCAGCUCCAAACAAGGGAAACAGUGUGAAGAGCCCUUUCGAAACGGGCAUUGUCAACCGGAGGACAAAAAGCACAUACACUCCACUAGAACUACAAUAUCUGGAGAUCAAAGACCAACACAAGGAUGCAGUGCUGUGUGUGGAGUGUGGAUACAAAUAUAGGUUUUUUGGUGAAGAUGCUGAGAUUGCAGCUCGAGAGCUGAAUAUUUACUGUCACCCAGACCAUAACUUCAUGACUGCCAGCAUACCAGUUCACCGUCUUUUUGUUCAUGUCCGUCGGCUAGUCGCUAAAGGAUACAAGGCAGUCCAACCCAACACUGGUGACGUGGUUUAUGAUUGUUUUCUCGAUUGCAAAUCCAGAUCUGAGCUGGAAAGCCGGAUCCUAUGUCUACAGCCAGUCGAAAUUCUGCUUCCAAUGGAGUUGUCAGAGAACACGGAAAAGCUUCUCGCAAGCAUCACUGCUUCAAGCUUACGUGAUGACAGAAUUCGUGUAGAGCGAAUGGACAGUAUUCACUUUGAAUAUAGUCACGCCUUCCAGGUGACCUCUGAGUUUUACGCACAAAGAGCGCCUGAUGUUUCAGAAUCACAACAGUUGUCCAUAAUAUUAAAUUUGGAGACAUCGGUUGUUUCAUGUUUGGCAGCAGUCAUCAAAUAUCUAUCCGAAUUCAAAUUGGAGAAGGUCCUACAUAAUUUGAGUAAAUUGAGCAAAUUUUCUGAGGACUCCACAUGCAUGUCAAUCAAUGGAACGACCUUGAAGAACUUGGAAAUUUUACAAAACCAGACCACUGGCACAACAAAAGGUAGUCUACUUUGGGUACUUGAUCAUGCCCAGAAUUCCUUUGGGAGACGGCUUCUGAAGAAAUGGGUGGUACAGCCUUUAACGAAAGCAAGUGAAAUUAAUGCUCGAUUGGAUGCCGUCGCUGAAAUUCUGUCAUCAGAAUCCAUUGUCUUGGCAAAGACCCAAAAGCUCCUGUCUAAGCUCCCGGAUCUGGAGAGAGGAAUCUGUAGUAUUUACCACAAGAAGUGUUCCACAUGGGAGUUUUACCAGUUGGUCCACACGUUGUCAGGUUUGGAGGUGGGCUUCCAGGCCCUGCUUCCAGCUGCUGAGGCCCAGUUAAAUUCCUUCCUCCUUCGUAGUAUUUUGUUGGAACUGCCACAGCUGUUGGAUCCUGUGCAUCACUACGUGAAGAUUUUGGAUGAAAGUGCAGCCAAGAUAGGUGAUAAGACGCAGCUCUUUACAGACCUCACUGACUUCCCUGUCAUUCAGCAGCGAAAGCUGGAGAUUCAGGAGGUUCUUUCCCGACUGCAGGGUCAUCGCAGAGAAAUCCGAUUGAUUCUGAAAAAACCGUCUUUAGAUUAUGUGACAGUUUCGGGGCAAGAGUUUCUGAUAGAAGUCAAAAGUUCUCUACUCUCCAUCAUUCCAGCUGAUUGGACACAAAUUUCAAGCACAAAAGCUGUCAUCCGUUUCCAUACCCCAUUCAUCGUGGAGCAGUAUAAGCGCCUGUGCCAACUUCGAGAGCAGCUUGCCCUUGACUGCAAUGCAGAGUGGCAGAAAUUGUUGGAUCAGUUUGGCGAACACUAUCGUGGAAUAAGAAAUGCAAUCAGUCACCUGGCAACCAUUGAUUGCAUCUUUUCAUUGGCAGCAGUUGCUAAGCAAGGAGGAUAUACGAGACCAACUGUGCUGGAAGAACAGAGACAAAUAAUGAUCAAGAAUGGUAGACACCCCAUAAUUGAUGUUCUUAUGGGAGAACAAGAGCAGUAUGUUCCAAAUAGUACUGAACUUCAUGGCGAUGGACAGAGAGUUAUGGUAAUUACUGGGCCCAAUAUGGGAGGAAAGAGUUCUUACAUUAAACAAGUGGCACUGAUUACUAUCAUGGCACAAAUUGGGUCUUAUGUCCCUGCAGAAGAAGCUGUGAUUGGCAUUGUGGAUAACAUUUACACAAGAAUGGGAGCAUCUGACAAUAUCUACAAAGGUCAAAGUACAUUUAUGGAAGAGCUGACAGAGGCUGCUGAGAUCAUUAAAAAAGCAACAUCUCGAUCGUUAAUAAUUUUGGAUGAAUUGGGAAGAGGCACAAGUACUCACGAUGGUAUUGCCAUCGCUUAUGCUACUCUGGAGCACUUUAUUAAAGAUGUGAAAUCCCUGACGCUAUUUGUUACCCAUUACCCCCCAGUGUGUGAGCUGGAGAAACUCUACCCAAAGAAUAUCAGGAAUUAUCACAUGGCCUUCCUGCUCAAUGAGGAAGUUGAUGAACAAAAUGGAUAUGUGGAGGAGUUGCAACCAGAGUUGAUCACUUUUCUGUAUCAACUGACGGAGGGAGCUGCUGAUCGCAGCUAUGGCCUGAAUGUUGCGAAACUAGCAAGUGUCCCUGAAGAAGUGCUGAAGAAAGCUGCUCAGAAAUCGAAGGAGUUGGAAAGCCUAAUGAACAUCAAGAGGAAGAAAAUGAAAUCCUUCUCUGAAGUCUGGAGAAUAGAUGAAGGGAAAGAACUGAUGGACUGGGUGAUGGUGAAUAAGUAGAGAUUAAUUUUUUUUUCUUUUUUUAAAAAUAAAUACAUCGAUAUGCAUUGCUGAUCUCCUCCUUAUGUGUGUUUGGUUUCAGGGGAAACUUGGGGUUUUGCAUCAUACCCAAUGAGAGAAAUACUCAAUUGCACUGACUUUACAAGUUGUUUUUACUCUGUCCCUGCUUUGUCCUUUUUCAGCUUGUUUAUGUUCUCCAUGUAAAUCCUACAAAAUAAGAUAAAUAUAGAUAAGGAAGUACAAUUAACACAUCUUGGCUCAUUCGUCCAGAAAAACUAUUAGGCCCCCUUUCCGUUCAUGCCAUCCAACCAUUUCCUAAAUGACUUAUAAGGCUUUUUUGCCUUUAUUUACACAUCUAUUCCAUUUUCAGUACAUCAAGAAAGUUCUGAGGUCAACGAUAAAUUUCAGCAGUUUGAACAGUGUCCAUUGUCCUAAAUCAUACAAUCUUGACAUGUUUUUAUAACCCAUGGCCAAUUUCAUAAAGGUGUUGCCAGAAUUUAUAUCUUGGAAAGAAUCCCCAGACAUCAGUACAGAGAACACUGUUCAGUUCUGAAUCCAAAUAACAUUUUGUAUUUUUUUGAAACAAGAGAAACUACAGAUUCCUCUUCCCCUCUGCUAGUUUUUUUUUUCUAAAUGCAGUGAAGUUGAAAUUAAGCAAACUUUCAAAAUAAAAUGAUGAGUUGAACUAAAGUUAUACCAUCGUGCUUCCUUUUUUGCUGCUUGUACAGAGAGCUGAGAAGAAAGGACCAUGUGUGAAAACCUGCUGCUUUUUAAUGGGAAGGUUGUGUUUAACUUGUGUAUUUUGUCAGGAAUCAGGGAAAAAAAAAAUCACAUUUGCCUAAAAUCUAAUUGUAAUUCUGUGUUAAGUUAGAAAAAAAAGUAAGAACAAUUUGUAACCAGUGUAAUGUAUUGUAAACCAGAACAAAUAAAUUAUAAUUUCUUUU
Molecule: messenger RNA, 4145 nt
Organism: Rhincodon typus (whale shark)
Lineage: Eukaryota; Metazoa; Chordata; Chondrichthyes; Orectolobiformes; Rhincodontidae
Gene: msh3
Product: mutS homolog 3 (E. coli)
Exons: 22
Coding region: 121-3201 (1026 amino acids)
Biological process (GO): somatic recombination of immunoglobulin gene segments; mitotic recombination; mismatch repair
Cellular component (GO): nucleus
Molecular function (GO): ATP binding; ATP-dependent DNA damage sensor activity; mismatched DNA binding
Source: RefSeq, a predicted model, not a curated record